Homarus americanus (American lobster) is the source of this 1878-nucleotide messenger RNA. RefSeq names its product collagen alpha-1(I) chain-like. The transcript is spliced from 4 exons. The coding region runs from base 1 to 1878 and encodes 625 amino acids. The record is from RefSeq and is a predicted model, not a curated record. Lineage: Eukaryota; Metazoa; Arthropoda; Malacostraca; Decapoda; Nephropidae.
AUGGCGCAGUCAGGAGCCCUGCCAGGGGUGGUGGUGCCCCAAGGGCCCUGCCGUGAGAGGGGCGUCCCCAGGUGCCCUCCCAGGGACAGCGGCGCCCCCAGGGGCCCUGUCGGGGAAGAGGCGUUCCCCAAGAGUUCUGUCAUGGGCGGUGGCGCCCAGAGGGGCUUUUCCCUGGGCGGUGACGCCCCAAGGGGCCAUGCCUAUGGCGGUGGUGACCAAGGGGCCUUGCCAGAGGCGGUGGCACCCCAGAGCAACAGCCGCUCCAAGGGCCCUCUUAGAGGAGUUGGCGCCCACAAGGGCCCUCUCAGGGGCGAGGGUCCCACUAGGAUCCCUCCCGGGGACAGCGGCAGCCCCAGGGGCCCUGCCAGGGGCGGUGGUGCCCCAAGAGCCCUGCCGGGGGAGGGGUGUCCCCAGGGACCCUCUCACGGGCAGUGGCGCCCCCAGGAGUCCUCAGUAGCCGAAUGGGCCCUCCCAGAGUGGUUGGCACCCCUAAGGGUCCAUCCAGGGGCGGUGGCGCCCCUAUGUGACUUGUCAAAACCGGAGGCGCCCUCAGGGGUCCUCUCAGGGGCGGUGGCGCUCUACGAGGCCCUUUCAGAUUUAGUGGCGCCCCAAGGUGCCCUCACAGAGGCGGUGGCGCCCCCAGAGGCUCCUUCAGGGGCGGUGGCCUCCCCAGGACCCCUCCCAGGGGCAGCAGCGCCCCCAGGAUCCCUACCAGGGACGGAGUCGCCCCAAUGGGCCGUGCCGGGGGAGGCCUUUCCCCAGGGGUCCUCUAAGGGGCGAUGGCGCUCCAAGGGGCCUUCCCAACUGCAGCGGGGCCUCCAGGGGCUUUCCUUAGGGAAGGUGGUGCCCUCAGGGGCCCUGCCAGGGGAGGUGACGUCCCCAGGGGCCCUUCACGGAGCGGUGGCGCCCGCAAGGGACCUCCCAGGGGCGGAAUCACCCCCAGGCGCCCUUCCAAGGGCGGUGGCGCUCCAAGGAGCCCUCCCAGCUGCAACGGGGCCUCCAAAGGCUCUGCUUAGGGGUGCUGGUGCACCCAGGGGACCUGCCAGGGGAGGUGGCGUCCCCAGGGACUCUUCAGGGAGCAAUGGCGUCCUCAGGGACCCUCUCAGCGGCCGUGGCGCCCCUAGCAGCCUUCUCAGGGCGCCCGCCCAGGUGCAACAACACCCCAAGGGCCUCUCCUUAGGAACAGCAGCGCCCCCAGGGGCCGUCCCAGGAACAACGACGCUCCCAGGGGAUCUCCCAGGGACAGCGGCGCCCCCAGAGGCCCCUCCAGGGGCGGUGACGCCCCCAGGGUCCCCUCCCAGGGACGGCAGAACCCCAAGGGCCCUGCCAAAGGCGGUGGCGCCCCCAAGGGCCUUUCUGGGGGAUGGGCGUUCCCCAGGGGCCCUCUCAGGGGCGGUGGUACCAACAGGGGCCUUUCCCGGUGAAGUUGCGCCCCAAAGGGGCCUUGUCUUGGGUGGCUGGCGCCCCCAGGGGCCCUACCAGGGGCGGUGGCACUGCCAGAAGACCUGCCAGAGACGGUGGCGGCCCCAUUACCCAUGUCAGGGGUGGUGGCGCUCUCAAGGGCUCUCCUUAGGGGCAGCAGCGCACCCAGAGGCCCUUCCAGUGACACCGGCGCCCCCAGGGGACUUUCCAGGGGCGGUGGAUCCCCCAGAGGCUCUUCUUAAGGGCAGCAGCACCCCCACGGCCCCUGCCAGUGGCGGUGACACCACCAGGGGCCGUGCCACGGGCUGUGUAACACCCCUAGGGCCCGUGCCAAGUGCUGUGGUGCCAACAGGAGCUCUGACAAGGGCUGUGGCGCCCCCAAGGGCCCUGCUAGGGGCGACUUGCCCCCCCAGCGUGUCGCCCACUUGGAACGGGUCCCCUAGGGGUUCUCCUUAG